UGAGCCGGAAACUUUGUACAAACUUGCCUCGUCUAGGUAGUUAAUCUGAAAUGCGAAUAAACCGGAAGCUUUUAUACAUUUGCCUCGUUUUAGUAGUUAACUGGAAGAAAGUAGUGUGCCAGCAGUCCAGUAAUACAGGGUCGUGGUUUGGAGCUGACGAAUAACCAGCGGAAAACUAUGGAUCUAACUGAGAAAAUUAUUGCAUUAAGUGGUACCUGUUCAGGAAUUGUUGCACUUAUAGUUUACUGGAUGUACAGGAAAAGUAAUGAAACUGCAGAUCAGAUCAAGGUAGCAGAAACAGUGAAAUUGGGUAAAGAACUAGAAGAAAGGCUCAGCUCCUUAGAUGAUCAUCGUAUUGCAUAUGCUGCAGUGGAAGGGGUUGUCAAGGAUCUUGGAAAAGUAUUUACAAGUAAAUCUGGGGACAAACAAGGAGUUGUUAUUGAAUCACAGCUUAUUGAGCAUUCAUCAAGGAGAACACAGGGAUUUUGGUCUGAUGUUAAAAAAAUUCUGAGACACACUUUAGAUGCAGCACCAUUUGUUCUGACAAAUCCUGAGAAAUCCAAUGGGUGUCAGAUAUUAGUAACUGAGCCAACAGAAGCAGAUAACCUAUUGGAGGAAUUGGAGGUCACGCACAAUGAAUUCACUCCUCAAACCAGAAACAUCGUGCAGGCCAGCAUAGACCGCAUCUUUGGAGAGGUUUGCCGUGGAAUCCAAGAGACAGAGAGGAUGCUGCUGGUUGGCACUGGCAUGCUGGGCAUUGGUGAGAUCUUCCUUCAGGAUGGUCGAAUAAAGUUAGGGCCACCACAUGGCCUGACAUACAUUCUAACCAAGCAGACGAAGAAUCAGCUUGUUAGGCAGUACCUAUCAAAGGGCACAUUCUAUAAGGUGUGUGCACUGAUUCUAUGCAAUGUUGCAGUAGGUAUGCUGGUUUUUGUUAUCUGGAGAGUAGCCAGGAGACACUGGUAUCGCCUUAAAAUGAAGAGAAUGUUCGAGGAAAUUCAUAGACUGGCAGCAAGAAGGAGAGAAAGCAGGACACCAGGGGAUGGACUUUCAGAUGAUGAAACGUGUGUUGUAUGCUUGGCUAACCCUAGGGAAGUAAUUACCUUAGAAUGUGGUCACAUCUCUUUGUGCUCAGAUUGUGCUCAAAGGCUGCCUGAACCAAAAGUCUGCCCUGUUUGUCGAGAUCCUAUUGAAAGAUUUCUUCCAGUUUAUAGGCCAUAAUGCAAAUACCAGUGGAAUCAACUUAAAUUUCUGUAAUCAAAUGUCAGGACUGAAUCAUUCUGUCAUGUGUUGACAAGAAUUUCAUAUAUUAUAAACAGCAUAAAACACUUUUGUAGAACAUCAUGGGUGACAAACUUUACCUAAGACCGUGUGGCUGCACUGAUUCAUAGCAUUGUGGAGAGAACACUGAUAGGCUGCAUCUGCCAUGUAUGCUAUGCUUUGGUAAAUGGUUUUCUCUUUUGUUGAAAAGCUGUGUCAGUCUAGUGAGUUUUCUGCCUUUGUGAGAGUGGAUCAAAUCAGAUUUGUUAUGAAGAUACAGCUCAGCUUUUGGUAAGCACUUUUGUACAAGCUUCCUUCAGGCAAGUGUUAUGUUGGAUUUGUGACUGUUACAGUUUAACCAUUACCUAGUAAUUCUGUACUGUUUCAAAGAAUGCAGCGUAAACAUCAAGAUGAGUUUGUCCUUUAGAAAAACCAUCAUAAAUAUGAUGAACGUCAUAUUUAGUAGAUUCGAUGUUUGGUUACACGAAACUGUGACUAUGAUAAAAGUAUCAAUGAAUAUCUGCUUGUAAGUUUCUGCACCUGGGCUUAGAAAGCAGUUAUUGAAGUAUAUGAUUAGAAUUGUGUGUGCAUGUGAGAGAGAGCACGAGAAAAGGUGACACCUAUAACUUUGCAUAACAGAAUUUUUCUGAACUGUAAUUCUUUCAAUGAUUAAUACCUAAGUCACCAACAAAGAAUAUUUUUAUAAUGGCAUUUUUUUAACUGAUGCAGCGUUUAAAGUAAAUGAUGUAUUACUUUUUAAUGCCACCAAAGUAAACAUGAAUCUGAAAAUUA
Messenger RNA from Pomacea canaliculata, 2052 nucleotides. RefSeq names its product mitochondrial ubiquitin ligase activator of NFKB 1-like. Gene Ontology annotation, molecular function: ubiquitin-protein transferase activity. Bases 178 to 1221 code for a protein of 347 amino acids. The record is from RefSeq and is a predicted model, not a curated record. Gene Ontology annotation, biological process: protein ubiquitination; organelle organization. The transcript is spliced from 4 exons. Lineage: Eukaryota; Metazoa; Mollusca; Gastropoda; Architaenioglossa; Ampullariidae.